UAAUAAUAAUAAUAAUAAUAAUAAUAAUAAUAAUAUUACUGGUCAUACAAAUACUCUUAAAAAUUUAUAUACUUUAAUUGGUAGUAAUAAUGAAUUGAAUAGUGUCGACGUUUCAAUGUUAAACACAAAUGGUAACAAUGAUUUAUUAAUAAAUUUAAUUCUUAUUUCAAUUGGUAAGGUUGAUCUUGAAAAAUUGGUUACCGGUUUAUCUGUAAUAUCAGAAAGAUAUAAAUCUACUUUUGAAGAAAGAAUAAGAUUGAAAAACACAAAAAGAUCAUUGAUUUCUAAUGAGGGAAACGAAAAAAAGCAAGGUCAAAAUAAUAACAAUAAUAACAAUAAUAACAAUAAUAACAAUAUCAAUAUCAAUGCUAUUAAUAAUAAGAUAUUGGAUAAAGCUAAUGGGUCAUUAAUUGCUCCUGAUCAUGUUUAUAGAAAUACUGAAGACAAUGAUAUGAAUUUUGAUGAGAACUAUGAGUCUGGAAUUCCAUAUAUUCUACCAGUUCCAACCAAGUUUACAUUGAAAGAAAAAAAAGAGCAUAUUAAAUUAAUUAUCAAUAAUUACUUAAAGUUAGCUAAUAUGGAUCAAAUAAAAUUAUCCUCGUUAAUAAAUAACAGUAAUACUGAUGAGGAUAAAGAGAAUAAUAAAAAGAGUCAAAUUAAAAUUCAAAAAGUAGCCAUACCUGAAUGGAAAAAGGACUCAUGGUUGAUUUUAUUGACAAGACUAGCCACAAGAGGAAUCUACUCCAGACUUGACAAAGAAAGACAGAAAGAAGACAAGAUGGAGAGAUUAGAAAAUUCUUCUGAUACAAGUCAAGAGAGUGGCGAAGAAAAAGAUAUUGAAUCUGAGAAUAAAGCUAAUGGUUUGAAAAAUGAAGAAAACGACUUGGAAAUUAAUGAUAAAACAAGCAUUAGUGUUGAAACAAAUGGAAAAAAUAAAAUUGAUGGGUCAAAUAAAACCGAAAAUGAAGAAUUAAGUGACUUGAUAAGGGAAGCGUUGUUUAAUUAUUUCUUAGAAGACAUUCACGAACGAAUGGAGGUUGUUAUUGAAUGGCUAAAUGAAGAAUGGUAUUCAGAAUAUGUCAAAGAAGAAAGUGAGAUUCAGAGACAAGCUAAAUUAAAAAAUCAGAAGUUAAGUGAUGAAAAAGUUUUUAAACUAAUUAAAACACCUACAUAUCUAAAAUGGACCAAUAAGAUCCUUGAUGCAAUGAUACCCUUUUUGGAUUUAAAGGACCGAAAGGUAUUUAUCAGGUUAUUUUCAGAUUUGUCUUACUUGAACAAGGAUAUUAUUUUAAAAUUGAAACCGUUGUGUUUAGAUCCGUUGAGAGGAAUUUUGGGAAAGCAAACUAUUCAGUAUCUCAUAAGGUUUAGGCCACCUGUGAAGGAGUAUUGUUUGGAAUUGUUGAAUGAGGUAAAAGAAGCAGAGAAAUAAACUCAAAUUAUGAGACAACUUUGCAGCCAGAUUUUUUUGAUUGAGUAUUUACGUUAAAUAGGAAAUCUUUAUUGUGCAAAAUUACCCCAGACACAAUAAGUAUGAUGAGGUGCUAAUAUUUCGAGGUGUCACUAUUACGGGACGUAAAACCUUUUAUAGUGGGCUGUUCGGGCUAAUUUCUUUGAUUAUACUGAUAGAGACGUGCAAACGCUGUAGUAAAUGGUAUUUAGUGUAUUAGCUAAUAGGGUAAAUAAUCAAUAAUAAC
This is a messenger RNA of Ascoidea rubescens DSM 1968, 1694 nucleotides long. RefSeq names its product RNA-processing protein PTA1 (gene PTA1). The coding region runs from base 116 to 1429 and encodes 437 amino acids. The transcript has a single exon. Gene Ontology annotation, cellular component: mRNA cleavage and polyadenylation specificity factor complex. The record is from RefSeq and is a predicted model, not a curated record. Lineage: Eukaryota; Fungi; Ascomycota; Saccharomycetes; Ascoideales; Ascoideaceae.